GGCCUACCGCCAUAGCAAGCAGCUUGUAAUUCCCGUUGAAGCCGCCAUGGUGGCACUAGCGUCGUCCUCGCCCUGGCUUCAUGUUUCGCUUCUUUGGUAGUCGCCUCUUCCCUUCAUCACGCACCGUGAUUCGUUUUCUUUCCUGAUCGCCAUCUUCCCAUCUCCCUCACGUCGCUUCAUCCUCACCACCACGCCGUCCUACCGUCAUCGGAGCCCCUCUCAUCUCCCCGCAUCUCCCGGCCCCCGCACCCCCCCCGCCAUGGACCUGCUCUUCCAGAAGUCCCUCACGGACGUCAUCAAAUCCCUCCGCUCCGCCCCUUCCCCCGCCGACGAGGCCAAGAUCCUCGCGAAAACGCUUCGCGACGUUCGCCGCGAGAUCAAGUCGUCGGAUCCGCGCAGCAAGGCGGCGGCGCUCGAGAAGCUGCUGUACCUGCACAUGCUGGGCCACGCGGGCGGCUCCCACAUCGCGUGGGCGGCCUUCCCGUCCGUGGAGGCCAUGGGGUGCCACCGCAGCUUCGCCGUCAAGUACGUCGGCUACCUCGCCGCCGCGCACUGCCUGUCCGCGGCGCCCGACGUGGCGGUGCUGGCGACGCACCAGCUGCGCAAGGACCUCACGGGCCAGCACCCGCACGACGCCUCGCUCGCGCUCUCGUGCAUCGCGUCGGCGGCGCCGGCGGGGCUGGCGGCGGAGCUGACGGCGGAGGUGGUGGCGCUGCUGAACGGCACGCGCGUGGCGGGGCGACGCAAGGCCACGCUCGCCAUGCUCAGAAUCGUGCACCAGCAGCAGCAGCAGCAGCAGAGCAGCGUGAGCGGCGGAAGCGGAAGAUUAGGAGAAGCAGACGACGACGAUCAGCUGCCUGCCCUGCUCGCGAGACUCGCCGAGCGGUUACACGACAGCGACAGAGCAGUGGUAACCGCCGUGGUGUCGCUGGUGUGCGAAUUAGUGCUGCACGAGCAACACCAGCGGAGUGUCACUGCCCCUGUUGACCCAUCUCCCAAACUGGCCACUCCGCAGCAAAACCAGCAGCAACAGCAGCAUCAGCAGCAGCGAGAAGCGCGGCCGCAAGCGCCCAAGGCGCUGCCGUCCAAGUACCUGGCGCUGGCGCCGGACCUGUUCCCGUUGCUGCAGCCAUCGUCGUCCCCCUGGCUGCUCAUCAAGCUCGUCAAGACCUUCGCCGCGCUCGCCGCUGCUGAGCCACGUGUGGCGCGCAAGGUCGCGGAACCCCUGGCCGCGCUGCUGCGCGCCACGCCCUCCAAGUCGCUGCUGCUCGAGUGCGUGCGCGCCGUCGCCCUCAGCAUGCGCCACGUGGACUCCCUGCGCCAGCUCGCCAUCCGCGUGGCGGCCACGCGCCUCGUGGCGAAUGAGCCGCUGCCUCUGGAUUCUGGUGCGGGUGGCGCGGGGGAUGGUGGGGGAGGAGGGGGUGGUGCUGGUGGCGGCAGUGCUGGCGCGGCAGCUGCAGCUGUGCUGGGAGCGCAUGACGCCAACGUGCGGCUGCUGGGGCUGCUGGCGCUCGAGAUGUUCCUCCCCCACCACGCCCGUGAGGUCCUGCGCUUCAAGGCCGCCAUCAUCGGAUCGCUGGAUGAUGCAGAUCCGGCCGUCCAGUCCGCUGCCUUGCGUCUGAUCACAUCGCUGGUCACGCGGGCGUCGCUCGUGCCCUCCGUUGCGGCCCUGCGCCAGCGCAUGGCAGGAGCAGCGGCGGCUCGCAGCCCCUUAUGUGACGAGCUGGUAACCGCGGUAUUACAGAUGUGUGGCGCUGGGGGGUUUGAGCGGGUAACGGAUUUCGUGUGGUACCUGGACGUGCUGCAGGACAUCUGCUAUGUGGCCAUCGUGGGUGGGGGCGCCUCCACUGAUAGACUCGUCAUGGGGACACACGCAGGUGCAGGCGCUGAAGCAGUGGCGGCGUCAGCAGCCAGCAGCAUGGGGGACAGUGUGUCGUCGUUGGCAGCCCUGGGCGACUCAUCGGAUGGGUUCCAUGGGUACAGUCGCUGGGUGAGCAUAGGCGCUGCCACGGCCACCGGUCUCACGCACGCCCUGUCGCCCGUUGCUGCACUGGCAGAGGCGCGGGCGGGCAGUGAGAGGGGCCGGGAGGUGGGGCGGCAUCUGGUGGCAGUGGCGCUGGGGCCUGCGGUGCCGGUGGCGGACCGCCCGCGAGUGCGCGCGGCGGCGCUGCACCUGGCUCUGCGGCUGGUGGGGGACACAGCGCUGCUGAGGACCCGCGCGGGCGGGGAGCACGUGCUGGGCUGCGCGGCGUUCCUCCUCGGAGAGUGCGCACAUGAGCUGCUGCCAGGGGGUGCCAGUGCAGGGACACGUGCGGGCAGCAGCACAACCACACUCUCAACUCCAUCAACAUCAUCAUCUUCACCACCCUUGCAAUCUGGUAGAGCCUCGCCAGCGUCCAGUUCUGAGGUAGCAGCAGGACCACCAGCAGCAGCAGCAGCAGCAGCAGCAGCAGCAUUGGUGGAAUCAUCGCUGUCGUCGCUUUUCUCCUCCCUGCUGCAGCCGAGCGUGCUGCUGCUGAGCCCUGCGCCCCAGGCCGUGUUCCUGCAAGCCGCACUCAAGGUGCUCCUCGCGCUCACACCUCAUGCCACACCCACAUGCCUGGCAGCAGCAGGGAGCAGCACGGGAGCAGGAGAAGCGGCAGGGGCUGAUGGCGGUGUUGGGCUUGCAGGGGGGGCAGGGGCGCGGUUGGCAGUGGCUGCAGCGGUGGCGGAGGCAGCAGGAGGGAGGGGCAGUAGAGUGGAGUGGUUGGUGGGCGUUCUGGAUGAGGCUCGUGAGCGGCUGCUGCCGUUCCUACAGUCACCCGACGCUGAUGUGGCGGACAGGGCGUGCAACGCGGAUGCGCUGCUGGGGCUGCUGCUGCCGCUGCUGCGAGAAGCUGCGCACACGGAGAGGCAGGGCGGGCAGGGGGGUGCAGAGCGAGGAGGGGUUAGGGGCGAAGAUGUAUGGGGGGGAGCAGCUAGGGAGGCGAAGGCUGGGGAUGUGGGAGAAGGGGUUUCUGAUGUGAAUGAAUGGCAGAGGCAGCAGCAGUUGGAGCAGCAGUUGCUGAUGCUGCACACUUUGGCUUCACUCUUCCCUGCUGCCCAGGCCAAUCCAGCCGACGCCCCCUCACCUUCCCCUCCUCUCGCUCCCGCACCUCUUACAUCGAAAGGCAUGGCAGUGGGCGCAGCAGGCAGGCAGCAGCUGCUGCGAGUUGUGGAAAGUGCAGCGGUGGCGAUGGGAGUAGGCCCUCCUGGUGCUACCACUCAUGGCAGCAGUGAUCGUGGUGCUGCUACCUAUGGUGCUUCCGCUGACUCUGUCUUGGCGUGGCUGGACGCCUUUGGCCAGUCGUCUCACAGCGAGUGGGAUUCGGGCAUCCUCUUCGUGCGCUCGCUCCCAUCGCGCCUCCUCGCCACGCCCUCCACGGUCUCAUCAUCCACCAUGGCAGCAGCAGCAGGGGGCGUGGCGCCACAUGGGAGUGUGGGGCAUGCAACGCCUGGUCAGUUGAUGGGUGGAGGAGGAGCGGUUGGAGGGGGAGGUGUGGGUGGAGCAGCACCUGCCACACAGCAGGUGGGUGGAGGGAUGGAUGGGGGCACGGAGGAGUGGCGCAAGCGCAACAGCCUCUUCUACCUGCCGUCAGAUGGCACGGCCAGGGGGGAUGCGAGAGGCAAGCAGGUGGCGGGUGGGGAGGGAGAGAGCAGAGACAGGGCAGCGGGUGGAGGAUGGGGCGCCCCAUCAGCAGCGUCAAGUGCAUUGAGGGGAGGGGACUUCCCAGCAGCCGUGGGACACUAUGACUAUCCUCCUGCGGUUGGGGAUGAGGCAGUUGCAGAGUUCUUGCCGUCCAGGGGGUCAGGAGGUGGGAGCAAGCGGGCACCACUGCUGUGUGGCUUGCUGGAAGAGGAGCCCUCAAACGGUGGCUCUGUGGCACUGUGAGCCGGUGACACAUUUUGUGUAAUUGAAUGAUGUUUUUGGAGAAGAGUUUGCACGGAGUACAAGUAGUGACGUCUUGAUCCCAAGUGAGCUGAGCAUUACUGCAGAUAGAAAAUGACAUGAGCAUCAGCA
Messenger RNA from Closterium sp. NIES-67, 4039 nucleotides. Lineage: Eukaryota; Viridiplantae; Streptophyta; Zygnematophyceae; Desmidiales; Closteriaceae. The record is from the annotation of a GenBank genome assembly.